Messenger RNA from Micromonas pusilla CCMP1545, 924 nucleotides. RefSeq lists its product as uncharacterized. The annotation marks the transcript as partial. Gene Ontology annotation, cellular component: nucleus; cytosol. The transcript is spliced from 4 exons. Lineage: Eukaryota; Viridiplantae; Chlorophyta; Mamiellophyceae; Mamiellales; Mamiellaceae. Gene Ontology annotation, molecular function: cysteine-type deubiquitinase activity. Gene Ontology annotation, biological process: protein deubiquitination. The record is from RefSeq and is a predicted model, not a curated record.
AUGGAGUGGCCCGAGGCGCGGAAAAUCGGCGCCGGGCUCGCGAACUUGGGCAACACGUGCUUCAUGAACGCGGUGAUGCAGUGCCUCACGCACACGCCGCCGCUCGCGCAAUUCUGCCUCGCCGGGGAGCACCGCAACGCGCUGUACGAGAUGGGCGAGCACGUGUCCCGCGCGUUGGGGAGGGAGGGACGGAGACACACGAUCGCGCCCGCGACGUUCGUGAAGAAUCUGCGAGCGCUGUCGAAGACGUUUCGGAAGGGACGGCAAGAGGACGCGCACGAGUUCGCGCGGUGCCUCUUAGACGCCAUGCACAAGCGCUGCGUCGACGCCGCGCGCCCGAAGCCGAAGGAGGGCAGCGCGCGCUCGGAGACGUCGUUCGUGUGGCAAGUCUUCGGCGGGCGGCUGCGGUCGCGGGUGGCGUGUAAGACGUGCGGCAAAAUGAGCGACACGUUCGACUCGUUCAUGGAUCUCUCUCUGGACGUCGCGAGGAGUCGAUCGGUGCAGAGCGCGCUGAAGAGUUACACCGCCGUGGAGGUGCUCGACGGCGCGAACAAGUACAAGUGUGAGAUGGGCCCGGGGAAGCCGCACAUGACGCGAGCGACGAAGCAGUUCACGAUCGACGCCGCGCCGAAGGUGCUGACGAUUCAGGCGCGUUUUACUAGACGAAAGUUGAACCAAUUCGUGGAGUACCCGACGCGGCUGGACGUGAGCGAGGCGAUGAGCGACGCGUCGCCGCGCGCGCGAGGGCGCGAGCGGUACUCGCUGUUCGGCGUCCUCGUGCACAGCGGCGGGAGCAUGCACAGCGGGCACUACUACUGCUACGUGAAGGGGAGCACGGGGCACUGGUACGAGAUGGACGACGAGGGGGUGUCGCCGGUGAGCGAAAAAACCGCGCUGUCGCAACGCGCGUAUCUGCUGUUUUAC